Messenger RNA from Brassica napus (rape), 477 nucleotides. RefSeq lists its product as uncharacterized. Bases 1 to 477 code for a protein of 158 amino acids. The transcript has a single exon. Lineage: Eukaryota; Viridiplantae; Streptophyta; Magnoliopsida; Brassicales; Brassicaceae. The record is from RefSeq and is a predicted model, not a curated record.
AUGUCACUGAUUGAUAUGGGAUUUCAUGGCAACCAGUUUACAUGGAAAAGAGGGAAAACUGAAAGCACAUUUGUAGCGAAGAGGCUGGAUAGAAUAUUAUGUUGUGCCCAGUCUAGACUCAGGUGGCAGGAGGCAAGUGUGAGGCAUUUACCUUUCUUAGCAUCAGACCACGCUCCUUUGUAUUUACAGCUCACACCGGAGGUGAAGGGUGAUGCACGUCGCCGUCCAUUUCGUUUUGAGGCGGCAUGGCUACAACACAAUGAGUUUCAAGACUUGCUAACAGCUUCAUGGGAUCGUGAUAUUGAUACAAGAGAGGCUUUGCAGAGGUUGGAAGUGACACUCCGAAAGUGGAACAGAGAAGUUUUCGGAAAUAUCCAAAGAAGGAAAGAGGACUUGUUGAGGCAGAUUACAGAGAUACAGGAUAAAUUGAGCAAGACCUCUCUGAUGAUAUCUUGGCAAAGGAGGGAGAGCUACUAA